Molecule: messenger RNA, 2655 nt
Organism: Nerophis lumbriciformis (worm pipefish)
Lineage: Eukaryota; Metazoa; Chordata; Actinopteri; Syngnathiformes; Syngnathidae
Gene: bcl3
Product: BCL3 transcription coactivator
Biological process (GO): cellular response to tumor necrosis factor
Cellular component (GO): cytosol
Molecular function (GO): NF-kappaB binding
Source: RefSeq, a predicted model, not a curated record
CAGUCGCACAAAAAGAGCUAAGAAACAGCCGGUGUCGCCGUGGUAGCGUUCCCCAGGAAAAAUGGCCUUUAGUUCCCACAGCAUGUGACUGAAGAGCAAGGACAUCUUGGUCAAGUUCCUCCUGAGAUGGAAACAAAACACAAAGAUGGCUGUGCAAACAGGAUGCAUUCGGCUGACGCAGCAAGGCCCGGUCCGUCUUAUCCAGCAGGUUCCUCACGUGGAGCCUCAAGUACAUGCCCUCCUCCCCGCCGGCGGCUCGGCCCAUCACUGCCCCGAUGCCUCGGUAGGGCUCCCAGACCCGUCUGAGCUGAGACGCGGUCUCCGGUACCAGCUCAAGAAGAAACGGCGGGCUGGACUUGAGGCCCAACCGCGGGUCCGCACACAACUUGUGGAGCUUUUCCAGCCUUCUGAGAGCUUUGUUGACCAGGCGGUGGUCCCCAAAGACUCCACUACAUGACCCCAGAGGGAUUCUUCUUCUUGGGGAUUGGAUCUGCCAGAUCUUUUCCCGGUUUGGCGCCGCCAGACUUCCACUGAGCUCCGGGACUCACCUGACAGACUUUGACCGGGCGAGGCGCGGUUGAUGCCGAGGGCCGCGACCAUGAACGGUGACCGCGGCUCGAUCGCCACGGCGCCGCUGGACCUGAGCACCAGUCAGCGGGGCGGCAGCUGCGUGGCGGCGGGGGAGUGCGGAGGAGCCCCGCCGUCACCUGCGGACACUCCGCGGACACUCUCGGCUCGCAGGCGGCCGGCGGACGAAGCCUCCCUCCGGCUGCCGUUUCGGAAACGGCCGAUCGCUGUGGAACCGGAGGAGCGGACACGAACGUCAAGAGUAGCGGGGCGACUCCGGCGCCUGUCCCCGGCGAGAGGCGCUGACAGGCCGGCCCCAGAGAGCGCCUCGGGCGGGCUGGGGAACACCUCCGAGUGGGGACCGCAGGGCGUUGCCGUGGUAACCCCAACGCAGGCUGAGGAGGCUGCAAGGAGGGAUCAAGCUGCUCCCAUCCGCUACUUGCCUUCUUUGCCUUAUAGCCUCUACCCGGUGUACUGUUUGAAUCCUGAGGUCAACCACCAUGACUUCCAUCCCACCCAGGACUUGCUGGCGAGCCUGACGCUGGCUAAACGGCAAGAUGAGGAUGGAGACACAGCUCUCCACAUAGCGGUGGUGCAAGGGGAGAUGGCGGUUGUCUGCCAACUGAUCCAUCUUAUGCUGUGGGCGGGAAAAACCCUCGACAUCUACAACAACCUCCGUCAGACCCCUCUUCACCUGGCAGUGAUAACCCGGCAGGUGCACAUGGUGGAUGCUCUGCUGAGGGCCGGGGCGGACCCUUCCGCUUUGGACCGCAACGGCCAGACGGCGCUGCACCUUUGCUGCGAGUACAACCACGGAGACUGUCUGUCUGUGCUGCUCUCGCUGCCCGCGUCCUCCACGUGCCUGGAGAUCAAGAACUACGAAGGUCUGAGUCCCCUCCAUCUGGCCGUCAUCCAUAACCACCCACAUUUGUCCACUAUGCUGCUGGGAGCAGGCGCUGACAUCAACACAAUGGACAUCAAAAGCGGCAAGAGUCCUCUUGUUGUAGCGGUGGAGAGCAACAAUGCACAGAUGGUCCACUUCCUCAUUGAGAGCGGCUGUGAUGUCAACAGGCCGUCGUACAGCGGCAACACGGCCCUGCACAGCGCCUGCGGCCGGGGCCGGGCGGACAUGGUGCACCUGCUGCUGAAGAACGGGGCCGACAGCAGCCUCAAGAACUACUACAACGACACGCCGGUGAUGGUGGCCAAGAACAAGAAGAUAGCGGAUAUUCUACGAGGGAGGGGGUCAAGGUUGAUAAGACUUCAAGAGCAACCCAUUAGCACGUCGCCACAUAGGAGCAAUGGCACACAAAAUUUAUCUUCCCCAUCGCAAAGCCACAGUCGGAGUUGUUCACCCGUGACAAUACAGCACGCCGCCCCCAACUCACCAAAGACUCCAUCCACGAUGGCAUUUCCAUUUCAAUAGCUUGUAGUGGUCGUGCCGGGGAACCGGCAACGACCCUAAACACUGCCAAUCCUGCACAAAUGACGACAUCUGGACUGCCCUAAAUGGCCUUCAAGUUGAAUGUACGAGACCAGGGGUGUCAAACUGGUUUUCAUUGAGGGCCACGUCACAGUCAUGGUUGCCAUCAGAGGGCAACUUGUAAAAGUGAUAAUAUAUGAAUUUGCCUAUGCAUCGGAUUAUUAUAUAUAUAUUUUACAUACACUAAAAAAAAAUGUAGAAACCAAAAAUGUUACUGUAAAAUAGUGUUUUUUACAACAUAUUACUGUAAAUGGAAUAGCAGUACUACUGUUUUUUUUUUUUAUUCUGGCAACUCAGCUGCCAGUUUUUUUUUCCCAUUAAAAAAAAAAAAGUGAUACCUUUUUUCCAUUUACAAUAAUACACCGUAAAAACAACAAUCGUAGACUCAAAAACUGGCAGCUCUAUGGACAGAAUUUUGCAAUAAAAAAUAUGUUUAAUUUACGGUAAUAUGCUUUACAAACCAUUGUCCAUUUUACCGUAAAAUCUAUAAUUUUUACAGUGUACAAUUUGAUUGGUUACAUGCUUUGAAAUCAUAAGUCCAGCAGAUAUUUAAGUAUUUAUUUUUAUUUUGACAAAAAAAAAGUAUGAUUUUGUAUAAUAUUAAA